AUGACACUUGAAGAGCAAAUACAAGAGGUCAGCACUGACAUCGACGAAGCCAAACGCCUGAUCGACCAAACCACUCGUCCUCGCAUAAAGCAAAAUUUAGAGCUUCAACAGCGCAAAUUCGAAAAGGAAUUAAUCCAACUUCAAGAGAAGCUACAGAAACAACAACAACAGCAGCUAUUACAACAACAACAGGCUGCUGCUCAAGCAGAAGAAAAGACAGCAAGUGCCAGCGCCUUGCCAACCGCUACUCGAUCAUAUACAAAGGAUAUAUCAGUCUAUGCAUGGGAUCAAAAUGAUAAAUUUAUCAAGGUCUACGUUCAAAAUCUGGACGGUGUCGGCAACUUACCCGAAAACCAGAUUCAAUGCUCGUUCGAAAAACGUGGCUUUCAUUUACAAAUUCAAAAUCUAAAAAAUAUCAACUAUUCCUUGAAAAGAGCCCAUCUUCUGCAUGAUAUUCAACCAGAUCAAUCGACUUUCAAAGUCAAAAAGGAUAUGGUCAUUCUGUCGUUACGAAAAGUCGAGUCGAAAAAUUGGGAAUGCUUUUUACAGGACGAGAAGAAAGCACCUAUCAAACCGUUGCCAAAACUUGAUAAGUCAAAGGAUUCGAGUGAAGCCCUUAUGAAUAUGGUGGAGGAAAUGUACGAAAAUGGCGACGAUGAUACGAAACGAGCUAUUGCCAAAGCGUGGGUCGAAUCGCGCGAGAAGAUAAAUUCCGGCGCCGCCGAACCGCGUGAUAGGAUGAGACCUGGCAUUGUCGAAACGCCUGACUUUACAAUUUAUCCUCCUUAA
Molecule: messenger RNA, 789 nt
Organism: Rotaria sp. Silwood1
Lineage: Eukaryota; Metazoa; Rotifera; Eurotatoria; Philodinida; Philodinidae
Source: the annotation of a GenBank genome assembly